UAAAAAUGCAAAACCCUUGCCAAAAAAGGGAGAAUUCUUGUCUCUUCCCUAAGAAGGUAGGUGAGAUUUAUUUGAGAUGACAAAAGGCUCUAUGUCUGUUUGAAGAAGAUGGUUUGUCACCCAGAUGCUCUGCACCUAAACUACAGAUCAGAAGGUUCCCUUUGGUGUGGGAGCACAGUCCUGUAAAAUCCAUGUAGUUGAGCAAGUUUGCACAUCCUGACCUCCAGCCAGAGUCCUGAUCACAUUGGGAAUAGGCUGCUGAAAUGUGCUUCAAAGACUCAUUCACCCAGAAACAAUUUUUCUUUGAAAAUUAAAGACCGACUCCUUCGUGAGGCGAGCGGAGCAGAGGCCGAACUCGGGAUCUGACAAGAUGGCCAGGCUGCCCCACAGGAUCAUCAAGGAAACCCAGCGUUUGCUGGCAGAACUAAUUACUGGCUUGAAAGCAGAACCAGAUGAGAGCAGUGCCUGUUAUUUUCAUGUGGUCAUUGCUGGUCCCCAGGACUCCCCCUUUGAGGCAGGGACAUUUAAACUUGAACUAUUCCUUCCAGAAGAAUACCCAAUGGCAGCACCUAAAGUAGGUUUCAUGACCAAAAUUUAUCAUCCUAAUGUAGACAAAUUGGGAAAAAUAUGUUUAGAUAUUUUGAAAGAUAUGUGGUCCCCAGCACUGCAGAUCCGGACAGUUCUGCUGUCAAUCCAGGCUUUGUUAAGAGCUCCUAAUCCAGAUGAUCCAUUAGCAAACGAUGUAGCUGAGCAGUGCAAGAGCAACGAAGCCCAAGCCAUAGAAACAGCGAGAGCAUGGACGAGGCUCUAUGCCAUGAACAACAUUUAAGUCGAUCAGACCAUCAAGUGUACACCACUUCUCCUGUUCCACCAAGACUCCUUCCUUUUUUUGUUUGCAUUUAAUGGACACAGCCUUAGAAACAUUACAGA
Molecule: messenger RNA, 930 nt
Organism: Rattus rattus (black rat)
Lineage: Eukaryota; Metazoa; Chordata; Mammalia; Rodentia; Muridae
Product: ubiquitin-conjugating enzyme E2 N-like
Exons: 1
Coding region: 371-829 (152 amino acids)
Biological process (GO): protein K63-linked ubiquitination; DNA damage tolerance
Cellular component (GO): nucleus
Molecular function (GO): ubiquitin conjugating enzyme activity
Source: RefSeq, a predicted model, not a curated record